AUGUGUGGAGGAGGAUGGCUCCUUGACUUCAAGGCAGGCAUUGCAUUCUUCAGUUUGCAGAUAACCGGAAACGGAGAUAACAGGCAUUGGACACCUUGGGUGGCACUUCCGAGGUACCGUAGUUAUAACUUAAACUUCAACAUGGCGGGCGAACAUGUUGAACUCAAAUUUUUGUCCACGGUUUUGAGCCCAACUGAGAUUGAUUCUGUUCCCGUUGAUGUUCGUGAGAAGUUGGAAGCUUUGCUAAACUCGAGGGAAACGAUUCAAGAUGGGUUGAAGACUAAACUGGAAAAGUUACGAGUGAAUUCUGAGCAACGCUAUUUUGAGUUGGAGAAACAGUUAAUUGCCUCAAGCACCAAGCUAGAGUCAUCUCUUACUGCCAAUUCGGAGCUCAAGGAACAGACUGCUAAACUUGAAGAACAGUUACGACAGAGCAAAGAUGACCUCGCUAGUGUGCGCGACUCAAGCGAGGGCAGUAAUCUCAGUUACAAGCAGCUGAGUCGCAGCGUUGAACUCCUGGAGUAUGAGAAGGGAGAACUGCUGAAGGUCUUGGAGAGGAAGAACCAGGAGAUCACCAGACUCAAUGAUGACUGGAAGACGAUGUCCAGUAAACUGGCUGAAGCCAACGCUGCCAAGUCCAGUCUGCAGGUCAAGGUCGAUGAACUCCAGAACCAGGAUAUGUCCGUCAAGUACCGAGAGAAGCGUCUUGAGCAAGAAAAGACCCACCUGACCUCCCAGAAUGAGUGGCUAAGUCAGCAGCUGAAAUCUAGCACUGAUGAACUCCUUGUUCUACGUAAGGAAAAGUCCAACCAGAUCUUGGAGCUCCAAGGUGAGCUUAACGAGCGAGCAGAUGAGAUUAAACACCUCCAAGAGAUAGUGGACACCUACAAGACGACCAAUAAAGACCAGGAAAUCCGCAUUGAGGAACUCAUCGGAAAAAUGACAACGAGUAAUGACGCGUAUGCUAAGAGUGAAGAACAGUUUGGUGGUGAGCUUCAUGCCCAGAAUAAGCUGGCUGGACUGUACGAGAAAGCGGCAUUAGAAGCUCAAGAGAAGGUACGUGAGUUGAUCACAGCCGUUGAGGAGCUCCAGAAACUACUUGGUCAAGCCUCGGAGUCGCAAGAACAACAAAAGACACAACUCCAACAGAUGGACGCUGAAUACUCUGCCAAAGAAACAGAGAUGAAUGACAAGAUAGCCAGGUUGGAGAGGGAGCUUGCCGAUGCCAACGACCUUCUGAAUGCUGCCAGGAAGAAAGGCAUCGCCCUGAAGCUCUCUGAUGACGAGCUGAACAGUCUCUCACCAACAGCAGCUGCUGCAAGUAGCUUCCUUAAGUCUGGACUGACUCUGACUCAGAUGUACAGCGAGUAUGUGAAAUGUUCAGACGAGUUAGAAGUAGGGAAGGCUGAGAAUCUGAGACUCAACGAUUACCUGGAUCAGAUCCUAGAGGAGGUAGAAGAGAAGGCUCCGAUAAUGCAGAAACAGAGAGACGAUUAUGAGAAAGCAUUGCAGACAACACAUCAACUAUCUUCACGUAUGGAUGCCAACCUCAUCGAAUGCGAGCAGUUACGUAUUGCUGCUGACGAAGCAGACCGUCGAGCCAACAUGUCCGUUAGGGAAAUCAUCCGACUGAAACAGCAGUGCACUGAUCUAGGACAACAGGUACGUGUGUUGUUGAAGGAGGUACAUGAAGCAAGAGGAGGUCCUAUCAGCGCCGAUGCUAACGUGUCAUCACCCGAUGUCUCCAGCUCAUCUAAUGUCAUCAGUGAACAUCUUGUCUCGUUCAGGAGUAUUGAGGAACUGCAAAUGCAGAAUGAGAAGCUGAUUGCCUCGUUGCGUGAGCUGAGUGAGAAGACAGAACGGGAAGAGAGUCUCACAGUCGAGAGCAAAACGACGGAGUUGAAACAGCAACUGGAUAGCGCACUUAAAGACAUUGAGGAGAUGAGAUAUGCCAGGGCCAGACAAACCGACAUGGUAGAGGCCAUUGUCCGACAGAGGGAUAUGUACAAGGUUCUACUACAGCAGAGUGGCACAACACCCCCACCGGCGUCCCUGAUGAUGUCCGCCAGCCCAUUGCAAUCUCCAAUAAGAGCUCCUGCAGCAGCUGCAGGAACCCCAGGACAACAAACCCCAAGUCAGUCCCAAACCCCUAGGGCAGAUUCUGAGGACACGGCCAGGGAAGCCCUCAAGACGCUUCAGGGAGAGUUGGUGACUUACAAGAGGGAGAAAGCUGAGAACGAGCGAUUGCUCAACGAGCAGCUAGAGAAAAUGCGCAAAGAUGUGUCGGACUUCAGAGUGCAGAAUGCCCAGCUGACCUCGCAGCUGGAUUUUGCCGGUGAGCGAUACAGGAUCCUACAGUCCAAUGUAGAUGGUUACAAGAAGGAGAUCGCUUCCCACAGAGACAAGAGUCAGAAGUACACAGCUGAGCUAACAAGAAACCAACAGAAAAUCAACUCGUUGACUCAGGAUUUGAUGGCAGCAACUGAGAAGUUGACACGAGCUGAGGUGGCCCGCGAUAAUCUACGGACAGAGAGAGACCUCCUGAAGGGUGUUGAAGCAAGACUCGUGCAGGAGAAAGAGACCAUGCAGAGAGGCAAUCAAAGCCAGACCCUCCUACUAACAAACCUCCAGACUAUACAGAACAAUUUGGAGAGGUCUGAGUUUGAGAGCAAGGCUAGACUAUCUAAUCAGAUGGAGGCUAUGGAGAGAGAGUUAAACACCUUGAGGCGGAGACUAGAGGGAGAUAACGAUCAACAUCGGGUGGUUCUCAAAACAUGGGAGGGUCGAGUGCAAGGUUUACAGAGACAGUUAAACCAUGAAUUGGAUAAUCACCAGAGGACUAGGGAAAGUCUAAAUAAGAGCAAGUCUGAUCUACAGCACAUGAAGGAACAGUGUUCCUCUGUGGAAGCUCAGCUUGUAGCAUCUCAGAUCAAAUAUGAGAGUGUCUUCAGGGAAAGGAACGAAGCCCUAGCAGCCCGGUCUCAGCAGACUGUCGUGUCAAGCAACGAUGAAGAAGUACGUGAGCUUAAGACUAAUCUCAGGGCGGCUGAUUUCCAGGUCAAAGUUCACCAAGAUCAGCUUCAGAAGCUUCAGGUGCAUCUGGAUCAUUACAAAUCAAUCAGCGCAGCUGUGGAGACUAGCCUGAGUGAACAGAGUCAGGCCAGUCAGAUAUACAAGGAGAAUAUGGAGAAACGCCUGGAGGAAACCACUCAAGCUCGUGAGAAACUGGAGACUCAAGUAAUUGAGCUCGAGAAGGAGCGAGACACCAUGCGCAGUGAGAAAGAAGAACUCACCGAAGCCGUUGCCUCGCAGACAACUGAACUGCGUCGUAAUCUGGUGCGAGUCCAAGAAGAACUGACUUUGGCAGUACAGAGAAAGGCUGACGCAGAGAUAAAUGAGACCACUGCGAGACAAGACUACCAGGAACAGGCCAAGCUUGCCAAAGAGGCUCAAGACAAGUACGAGCGUGAGUUCCUGUUGCAUGCUGCAGACGUCCAGCAGUUGGUUACUGUCAAAGAACAGUUGGAGAGUCAGAUGACGAGAUUGACGGAGGCAGAAGAAGCUGCUAAGGUGGCCCAGGAGACUCUCAACUCUUCCAAGGUAGCGUGGGAGGAGCAAUCUCAUCUGCAGAGUAGAGAGUUGGAGGAGCGUGUUUCACAGUCUCAUGCAAUCAAUCAGCAGAAUAUACUCCUCCAUGAUCAACUACAAGAGUUGAGUGGUCGUAUGAUGCGAAGUCCACAGAAAAUAAGGGACUCUACUGAUGGUUGUGUACGUGUACCUGAUGAAGACAAGUCAGCUGAACAACUUCUAGAAGUUAUCAAGUUUAUAAGACGCGAAAAGGACAUUGCCGAGACGCGAUCAGAACUCGCCCAGUCGGAGAAUCUCCGCCUGAAGCAGAAGUGUGAGCAUCUUGAGCGUCAGUAUGAGGAGGCACAUCGUAAUCUGACUGGGGAGAGAGAACGCACACAGGUGAUGGUGCAAACUACGGCCAAGCACCAAGAGUUAUUAAAGAAGGUGGAGACGCUGAAUGCCUUAAUGGACAGUAAUAGGAUGCUGAGAGAAGAGAAGGGCAGGUUGGAUCAACAGGUGCAUCAGCUGGAGGCUAAGGUGUGUAAGCUAGAGGCGGACAUCGAACCUCUACAGGAACAGAAUCGCUCACUGACCGCAGAGAGAGAUGCAUUGAGCACGGAUAAGAUUAGUCUGACCAUUGAGGUCACUCGAUGGAAGCAGAGGACCAAUCAUCUGAUAGAACAGUGCAACAGGGCGGACCCAGAGGAGCAGAAACGACUUGUUGCUGAGAAGGAUGCUAACAAGAAGACCAUUGGUAAUCUGCGAGAAGAAAACCUCAGACACAAAGCCGAGAUGUCAAGACUGAAUGCACAGCUUACAGCAACAAGGAUGGAGAACACCAAGCUCAAUACUGACCAUGCCAAUAUGCAGGCAGAGCUGAGGCUUGAGCUGAGUAAACUCAGUGAGGAGAUUAAUCAAUUGAAAACGGAGAACACGACAAAGACCAAUGAAAUCAACGAGAAGAAGAAUACAAUACAACAGGUGAAGAAGAUUGGUCGUCGUUACAAAUCACAAUUUGAGGAGUUACAGGCAAAGGUGGAUGCUGAGAAGGAGCAGCUAGUCAAACCCAACGCCGAGACAGACGCUAAGAUUAAGGAGCUUGAAGAAACAUUGACUAAAGCUAAUGAGGAGAACAAGGCAUCCAAAGAAGCUUUAGAGGAAAAUAAGACCAAACUUGCUGAGAAGGAUGAACGGGAAGAGAAGAACAAGAAACUCAUUGAAGGAAUCCGACGCAAAUGUGCUCAGCUCGCCAAUGAGCUUAGCAAGAUGAAAGAAGAGAAGACGAAACUUCAGACGUCGGUGGAUGAGAUGAAGGGAGAGAUGACCGCAAUGGAGUCCAUUCAUUCGGAGAGUGAAGGACAGCUAGAGGCAGAUAAGAAGACCCUACAGGAGAGAGUGCAGCAGCUGGAGAAGGAUCUCAAACAAGCAAAGGACAAACAGGAGAAGCUUCAAACUAUCCAGAAGGAGGAACAGCAGAAACAACAACAGCAAAAAGUGGAACUUCAGUCAAGGGUUCAAGAGCUUGAGAAGCAAGUUGAGGACCAGCAGAAGCAGCUACAAGUCAAACAUCUGGCUCCUCAGCAACCUAUGGGCACUGAAAGACCAAGCACAAGAAGUGAGGAGCCACCACCCACAGCCAACAUCAAACCCAUCUCCUCGCCAGCACCGACUGUCGCCAAGCUCUCCGUACCCCCUGGUCAGAGGAUGACGGCCAGCGUGCGCCCCAUUGCUGUUACCCCGGUAACCAGUGCGUCCGCGAGUGUGUCAGCCACGCCCAUGGCAACGGUGAUGCCCCAGACACAGAGCGAGGCAAGUACGGUCGUCAUGGAGCAGGAGAGGCAGCAAGCAACUCAAGAGCCAUUGUCGGUAGAGACGCCCAUCAUCCUCUCCAUGGGUAUCACCACGCCUAUUCAGGCAGUCACCCCUACCCAACAGAAUCCCUCGUCUGCCGUCUCUCACUACCAGCAUCAAGCGCCCGAAACCAGACCAGAUGCAAUGCAGGAUGACAGGGUUGAGCCCAUCCAACAACAGGAGGUCGUCGUCAGGGCAGAUAACGUACAGGAGGUGCGGGCGGAGCCGAGGAUCACUCCUGCGGCAGUUGAGCCUGUUAUGGAAGAACUGAUCGCUGCGGAACCUGAGGAUGAGCCGACCCCGGAACCGUCGAUGGAGCUCAUCGAGAAUGCUCCUGCUGGAACACAAGAAGAGGACUUUGAGGAGCCAAUCGAGGCACCGAGGCCAUCAAGUAGAUCUGGCCGUCUGGAGCUGGGAAACAAACGCCAGAGGGAGGAGUCAGACGGAGAGGAAGAUCCUGAACAGGAUGAUGAGAUUGUCCCCCAGGAAAAACGACAGCGAGUCACUCCACAACCGCAACUGCUUGAAGAAUCGGAUCAGUUGGGGUCCCUUUCCUUUGACUCCAAAGACCAAACAGCAUUAGACUCAAGCAGCACUGCCGCCGCACCCCACCAAUCUACAAUGUCGCCCUCUGCUGGUGAAGAUGAUGCAGGCACUGGACUCGCAGCGACCUCUACUGGCGGAACGGAGACAACCCAGGAUGACACCGAAGCGCGUGUAGCUGAAGCGCCCUCUACUGGCGAGGGAUUCUCGGACGAAGCGUCCCCGGGUGGGGAGAUUGCAGAAGAGAUCGAGAGGAAUGUGGAAGGGCUGGAGCAGGGAGACACAGAAGCAGAUGAUGAUGAUGAUGAUGACGAUGUUGUCAUCGUUGUGGACAGUGAUGAUGAAGAGGAGGAGAUAGGUGAUGAGGAUGAGCCGACUCAAGGAGAAGAUGAUGACGUAGGAGAUGAUGAUGACGAUGAGGAAGAUGAAGAAGAAGAAGCUGAAGAUUAUGAAGAGGAAGAUGAAUAUGCAGAGUAUCCAGUAGAAGGAGAUCUAGAAUAUGGGAUAUCCCAGGAGGGUGAUGAAGAAGAAGUUGAUGAGAUGGAAGAUGAUGAGGAAGGGGAAGAUGCAAUCUCCAUGGAGGAACAAGGAGACGAGAAUGAAGACAAUGGAGAUGAUCAAACCAUGGAUGAUGAAGAUGAUGAUGAUGUAGUGGAGAUAAGUGAGGACGAUGAAGCGGAAGGUUUAGACAGUCACGAGAUGGAGACAGACCACCAACAACAGCAACAGCAGCAGGACCAAACCCAGCCCAUGGAGGAACAUCAAUCCCUCAGGGUACCCAUGCCAGAGUUCCGGGUGGAGCCCCCUGGGGAUCAAGUACCCACAUCACAGGGCCAGGAGACGCCCAUUGAACGGGUACCUUAUCAUCCCCUAGGGGAUCAAGUACCCACAUCACAGGGCCAGGAGACGCCCAUUGAACGGGUACCUUACCAUCAAGUAGCCAUGCCCAGACAGCGCCUUGCCUCCCUAGGGAGGGCACCAAUGCUCCUUGGAGCUGGGGCACCGUUUGAAGACUUUGGUGACGAUCGUCAGGUACCCAGUACCCCGACCCUCUUUGUUCCAAGGAGGACUGAUGGAUUUGCUGAGGCAAUUAAUUCUCCUCUCCUUCAAGGCAGAUUCCACUUUGGUGGUUCCGACUCUGAGCCAAUGCGGUCCGCGGCACCAGGAUUAGCUCAGCUAGCUACACAGGGAGAUUUGGGAAUGGACGACACUCGCAUCAAUCUACUGGGAGGAGACGACGAUGGUGGACGCAGUGUUCCAACCACACCCCUCCAGACUCAUGCACCAGCUACGGCAUUGACAGCCAGUCCAAUAAGCCACGCCCAUGAAUCUCCAUCCUCGAGCAGUCAAGACACGUCUCGCUCUGUGCCGGCACUACGGCAUUGA
Messenger RNA from Asterias rubens (European starfish), 7350 nucleotides. Its product is annotated as nucleoprotein TPR-like. Gene Ontology annotation, molecular function: structural constituent of nuclear pore. Gene Ontology annotation, cellular component: nuclear pore. The transcript has 57 exons. The coding region runs from base 1 to 7350 and encodes 2449 amino acids. Gene Ontology annotation, biological process: protein import into nucleus; mRNA export from nucleus. The record is from RefSeq and is a predicted model, not a curated record. Lineage: Eukaryota; Metazoa; Echinodermata; Asteroidea; Forcipulatida; Asteriidae.